CGAUCGUAAAGGCUUUUUUUCUAUUAAUUUAAAGAUAUAAUAUCGGCAAUCACGUAAACAAAUUACUCGAAAACGAAAAACUAGAGGAAGCUUCCUUCCUUCCUUCCCAUGCACGGAAGCUUCACUAAUCACUACUAAAUAUCAGCUCCUCCAAAUUAAAUCAACCAGCAGCAAACCAUCCAGUACGAGCUGAGCAGCCACCAUGGCGUCGCCGGCGCCGGCGCCGGUGAAGGUGAUCGGCACCUUCGACAGCCCGUACAGCCAACGCGCGGAGGCCGCCCUGCGGCUCAAGGGCGUGCCAUACGAGCUCAUCCUGGAGGACCUCCGCAACAAGAGCGACCUGCUGCUCACCCACAACCCCAUCCACAAGAAGGUCCCCGUCCUCCUCCACGGCGACGACGACCACCGCGCCGCCGUCUGCGAGUCCCUUGUCAUCGUCGAGUACGUCGACGAGGCGUUCCCGGCCCCGCUCCUCCUCCUCCCCGCCGACCCCGGCCUCCGCGCCGCCGCCCGCUUCUGGGCCCGAUUCAUCGACGACAAGUGCACGAAGCCGUUCUGGCUGGCGCUGUGGUCGACGGACGACGGCGAGGUGCGGGAGGGCUUCGCGGCGGAGAUCAAGGAGAACCUGAAGCUCCUCGAGGCGCAGCUCAAGGGGAGGCGAUUCUUCGGAGGCGACGCCAUCGGCUACCUCGACCUGGCCGCCAGUGGGUACGCCUACUGGCUGGAGGUGCUAGAGGAGGUCGCCGGGGUGAGCCUGGUCACCGGCGACGAGUUCCCCGACCUCUGCCGCUGGGCGAAGGAGUACGCCGCCGACGACAGGAUCAAGGCGUGCCUCCCGGACAGGGCCAAGCUGCUCGAACACUUCACGGCGAUGAAGGAGAUGUUCAUGGCGACGGCGAGGUCAAUGGCGGCAAAAUGAAGCGUGGGAUAAUGUUGCUGUCGCGCGCAGAAAGUGAUGGCCACUUUUGUUUUGUCAUGGUGUGUAGUGUACUGGGCCGGAAUAAAUAAAGAAGGCUUUGCUUUCUGUCU
This is a messenger RNA of Oryza sativa Japonica Group (Japanese rice), 1029 nucleotides long. RefSeq names its product glutathione transferase GST 23. Gene Ontology annotation, biological process: glutathione metabolic process. Gene Ontology annotation, molecular function: glutathione transferase activity. NCBI's taxonomy places the organism in Eukaryota, Viridiplantae, Streptophyta, Magnoliopsida, Poales, Poaceae. Gene Ontology annotation, cellular component: cytoplasm. The record is from RefSeq and is a predicted model, not a curated record.